This is a messenger RNA of Orycteropus afer afer, 744 nucleotides long. Its product is annotated as anionic trypsin. The transcript is spliced from 5 exons. Gene Ontology annotation, biological process: proteolysis. The record is from RefSeq and is a predicted model, not a curated record. Lineage: Eukaryota; Metazoa; Chordata; Mammalia; Tubulidentata; Orycteropodidae. Gene Ontology annotation, molecular function: serine-type endopeptidase activity. The coding region runs from base 1 to 744 and encodes 247 amino acids.
AUGAAUCCGCUCUUCAUCCUUGCCCUGGUGGGCGCUGCCGUUGCUUUCCCUACUAACGACGAUGACGACAAGAUUGUCGGGGGCUACACCUGCGAGGAGAAGUCCGUGCCCUACCAGGUGUCCCUGAACUCGGGCUACCACUUCUGUGGGGGCUCCCUCAUCAAUGAUGAGUGGGUGGUGUCUGCUGCCCACUGCUACAAGUCCCGCAUCCAGGUGAGGCUGGGUGAGCACAACAUCGAAAAGCUGGAGGGGGUUGAGCAGUUCAUCAACUCGGCCAAGGUCAUCCGCCACCCCAACUACAGCAGCUGGACCCUGGACAACGAUAUCAUGCUGAUCAAGCUGGAGUCAAAGGCCGUCCUCAACACCCGGGUGUCCACCGUGGCGCUGCCCUCGGCCUGUGCGCCUGCAGGCACCGUGUGCCUCAUCUCUGGCUGGGGCAACACCCUCAGCUCGGGCGUGAAUUACCCCGACCUGCUGCAGUGCCUGGAUGCCCCCCUGCUGAGCCAGGCUGAGUGCGAGGCCUCCUACCCUGGAGAGAUUACCAAGAACAUGGUCUGCGCUGGCUUCCUGGAAGGCGGCAAGGACUCCUGCCAGGGUGACUCUGGCGGCCCCGUGGUCUGCAAUGGGGAGCUACAGGGCAUUGUGUCCUGGGGCUAUGGCUGCGCCCAGAAGAACAGGCCCGGUGUCUACACCAAGGUCUGUAACUACGUGAACUGGAUCCAGAACACCAUUGCUGCCAACUGA